GGGAGAAAACUCUGUUGCUCACUCCGUCUCCAACUUUGAGAGGAAGUUACCACCUCUUCCCCAGACUCUGUACACGCACGCUCAGGCAGACACACACGCUCUUCAGGACUUGACCACAGCAGCAACAGAGAAUCAACAGAAACAGUCAGGGCUGCUUGUAGUGCUGUGUUUUUUUUUUUAAUUUGGAGGGAAAGAGGACUAAGAUUUGCAGUUUGCCUGAGGCUUUCUGUGCGGACUGAACAGUUUCAAAGGGACGGUUUUUGUUAUCACUGACCGGGUGGCCAAAUGAACUGUUUAGCCUGAGGACCAAAGAUCACGGGGCCCUGAUCCAACAGCAAGGCAGAGAAAGAGAGAGGAGCGUUAUCCUUUUGCAUCCAUUCUCCAAACUCUCAUUACACUAUGAGCUGGGACUGAGGGCGCACUUCAAAGUUUCAUUUUGUGGUGUGAAGAAAACAAAGGCAAAAUCACCAUGGAUGUGAAGAAAACAGAAAUGGACCUCCUGAGCAACAGCAUAGCUGCUUAUGCACACAUUAAAGCAAACCCAGAGAGCUUUGGCCUUUACUUUGUGCUCGGAGUGUGUUUCGGCCUGGUGCUGACGCUCUGCCUCCUGGUCAUCCGCAUCUCCUGCAAGCCACGGACCAACAUCGCCCCCUCCACGCCUGAGAAAAAACAAUUAAAGGACAUCAGCGAGGAGGAGGAGGAGAGUGAGGAUGAUGAAGAUGAGGAAGGGGACGAGGUGGAGGCCCCAAUCCCUUUGCCCAGCACAGAGAUCCCUGUUGGUAAUCAUAGCAGCCAAUCAGAUGGGACGCUGAGUGUGAACGUAUUUACUUCAGCCGAGGAGCUGGAACGGGCGCAGCGACUGGAGGAGAGGGAGCGUAUCAUACGUGAGAUCUGGAGGAACGGCCAACCUGAUAUCCUGGGGACGGGAACGGGGACUAUUGGAAGAGUGCAUUACUACUAAGAGGCUACAAGGGAAACACUGAAAACUCUGUGAAGGAGUGACAAAGACCUUUGAGUGGGCACGGUGUCCCUGAAGCCUGCAAACCUGUGUUAGAUACAAAAUGACACAAGGAGACAGGACAAACAGUGAUGUGAUGUGCCACCUUUGAUACACUUGGCUCUGACAAAGCCAAACUUUGAGAUAUUGCACGUCUUAUGAAGCAAUGUUAUUUUCAACUGACUAUAUGAACUAAAAUCAAGAGAUUUCUUAACAACUGAUUAGUCCAUAUCGAAAAGAGGCAGUAUGAAUGUGGGAGCUGAAAGACACUUGAAGUAAUCAGUCUGUUAAAAUGUAUGGCGCUUAAGAACAGAAAUGCACACAACUUGGUUUAUGUAGGCUAUGUAUAAGUGAAAAAUGAAAAUAUAAAUAAGUACAAUGUAUGUACUGUAUGUUGCAAUGAAGAUUAUGUGUUUGCAGUGAAAAGGAAAAGGAAAUUACAUUGUUUGAACAAACACAUAUCAAUCACUUUUUUGGGUCAGAGAUUACACAUUCAAUAUAAUGCAAGGACAGUUAAAAUUGGAAAAUUUAUAAAGUACAUUAAAUCCAUGUCUAUAUUUUCAGGGUUAAUUCCACCAGCGGAAAUGGCAGAAUUAAAGUAUUAAGCUGAAAUAAUUUACUCUUGUUUCUCUUCAUAAUGCUCAAAUGUCAGACAAAUAAAAACAACAGAGCUCUUCUUCUCUGUACCUUUGGGCCAUGGAUUUAUAAUCAAGUUACAAAAAGUCUGAAAGCCGAUUUUUAUCAGUAUGAUUAAUGGAAAGGUCAUUCUUUGUCAUUUGUUAUUUCUGCUCAAUGUCUUUGUCUUAAGGUUAAAGAAAUAAAGUUUUAUAAUAAAAUGUCUGGGAACUCA
Molecule: messenger RNA, 1847 nt
Organism: Seriola dumerili (greater amberjack)
Lineage: Eukaryota; Metazoa; Chordata; Actinopteri; Carangiformes; Carangidae
Gene: eva1ba
Product: eva-1 homolog B
Exons: 4
Coding region: 470-961 (163 amino acids)
Source: RefSeq, a predicted model, not a curated record